Molecule: messenger RNA, 1230 nt
Organism: Nanorana parkeri
Lineage: Eukaryota; Metazoa; Chordata; Amphibia; Anura; Dicroglossidae
Product: zingipain-2-like
Exons: 8
Coding region: 42-1037 (331 amino acids)
Biological process (GO): immune response
Cellular component (GO): lysosome
Molecular function (GO): cysteine-type endopeptidase activity
Source: RefSeq, a predicted model, not a curated record
GGCUCAUGUCAGAGCUCACUUCUUAACAAGAAUCAUUCAGGAUGCAUUUGGAUAAGUACCUCCUGGUUUUGUCCGCUGUCAUUAUUUGUGUGUCUUCUUCACGCUUCCUUAACCAAGAAUGGAGUUCCUGGAAAACCAAAUACGAAAAGAAAUAUGUCACUUCAUAUGACGAGGCAUUUCGGAGACAGGCCUGGGAGGCAACAUGGCACAAGGUACAGAACCACAAUCAAAAGUAUGAAAAAGGCCUCACAAAAUACAGAAUGGAGAUGAAUCAUUUUGCAGAUAUGACAACAGAAGAGCGUAACUCCCGAAACUGUAUUUCUAACAGAAAAAAAAGCACCUUGAAGUCAAACAUUCCUCUGAAGGCUCAUUCAAAAGACUUCCAUCUUCCACCAACAGUUGACUGGAGGGAGUCAAAAUGUGUUACCAAUGUGAAAAAUCAAGGUUUAUGUGGAUCCUGCUGGGCAUUUGCUACGGUGGGUGUGAUUGAGACCCAAAACUGCAUUAAAUCCAAACAGCUUGUUGAACUGAGUGAGCAGCAGUUUGUUGACUGUGACAGUACAAAUGACGGUUGCUGUGGGGGAAUUCCAGCCAAGGCAUUGGACUAUGUUACACAUUACGGUGUCAUGAAGGCUAAAGACUAUGAAUAUAGUGAAAAGCAAUCUGCCUGCAUGUUCAAAAAUGAUGAUGCUUUAAAAUUUAAUGUGAGCAAAUUCUAUGUUCUGCUUGGAGAAGAAAACAUGGCAUCAUCGUUAGCGCUUGAUGGACCUAUUACAGUUGGAAUUGAUGCAAGUGAAGAUUUUCAGCUAUACAAAGAUGGUAUUUUCACUGGAGAAUGUACUGAACAGCCAACUCAUGCAGUCAUUAUUGUAGGAUAUGGUACAGAAUAUGAUAAAGAGGAGGGUGCGGAAAUAGACUACUGGAUUAUAAAAAACAGCUGGGGAGAAAGCUGGGGAGAGAAAGGUUAUGCAAAGAUGCAGCGUAAUGUCAACUUGUGUGGUAUCACCUCAAUGGCAGCCUCUGUGGACUUCGUCUAGUGGUUGCUUAGCAUCAUCCACUGAAGAAAUAACAGAAAACUGUAACCCAGAGUAUUAUAUUGUACCAUGAAGAUCAUUGUAUCAAGUACUGACUAUAAGUUAUAUGUUAUUUCUGUACUGCCUACCAAUAUGAUAUGUUCAGUAUUGUUUACUGUAAUAUUCAAUUGCUUGCAAUUUUGUAUAUCAAAAUAAA